Entrophospora candida is the source of this 1620-nucleotide messenger RNA. Lineage: Eukaryota; Fungi; Glomeromycota; Glomeromycetes; Entrophosporales; Entrophosporaceae. The record is from the annotation of a GenBank genome assembly.
AUGCCAUAUUUGGGACUAGUAAUCAUGGUUGAAAUUUUAGCCAAUGACCAGGGAAAUCGUAUUACACCAUCUUAUGCUGCCUUUACUGAUGAUGAAUGUUUAAUUGGAGAUGCAGCAAAAAAUCAAGCUGCUAAUAAUCCUAAUAAUACCAUAUUUGAUGUAAAACAUUUAAUUGGAAGAAGGUUUUCGGAUAAAAAAGUACAAAGUGAUAUUAAACAUUUUCCAUUCAAAGUUGUUGACAGAGGUGGCAAACCAGCAAUUUCAGUUAAGGUUAAAGGAAAAGAAAAAACAUUCUCCCCUGAAGAAAUUUCUGCAAUGAUACUUGGUAGAAUGAAAGAAGUUGCAGAAUCAUUUCUAGGCAUAAAAGUUGUAAAUGCAGCUGUUACAGUUCCAGCAUAUUUCAAUGAUGCUCAACGUCAAGCAACCAAAGAUGCUGGUGUUAUAGCUGGGCUUAAUGUCAUGCGUAUUGUGAAUGAGCCAACAGCUGCUGCAAUAGCCUAUGGCCUUAAUACAUCUAAGGUUUUGUCAACUUCUGGUGAUACUCAUUUGGGUGGUGAGGAUUUUGAUAAUAGGGUUAUUGAGCAUUUUGUCAAAUUAUAUAAAAAGAAAAAUAAGGUUGAUAUUACCAAAGAUUUAAAAGCAAUGGGUAAAUUAAAACGUGAAGUAGAAAAGGUCAAGUGUACUUUAUCAUCUCAAAUGUCAGCUCGUAUUGUAAUUGGAUCAUUUUUUGAUGGCAAGGAUUUCUCUGAGACCUUGACCAGAGCAAAAUUUGAAGAAUUAAACAAUGAUCUUUUCCAUAAAACAUUGAAACCUGUUGAACGAGUCUUGAGAGAUGCCAAUGUUAGAAAAUCAGCCAUUCAUGAUAUUGUUUUGGUUGGUGGUUCUACGCGUAUUCCAAAAAUUCAACAACUCCUUGAAGAAUUCUUUGAUGGUAAAAAAGCUUCAAAAAAUAUUAAUCCUGAUGAAGCUGUUGCUUAUGGUGCAGCUGUUCAAGGUGGUAUUCUUUCUGGAGCUGAAAAUGCUGAAGAUUUUUUGAUUUGUGAAGUUUGUCACUUAACUCUUGGAAUUGGAAUAACUGGUGGGGCUAUGACAAAAUUGAUUCCUCGUAAUACUGUUAUUCCAACCAAAAAAUCACAAAUAUUUUCAACUGCAAACAACAACCAAUCUAAUGUAUUAAUCCAAGUGUUUGAAGGAGAAAGAAUUCCACCAGCACCACGUGGUACACCUCAAAUUGAAGUUACUUUUGAAAUUGAUGCCGAUGGUGUCUUGAAAGUUUCUGCUGUUGAUAAAGGUACAGGAAAAUCUAAUGGAUGCUUUUCAAGAGAAGAAGUUGAACAUAUGGUUGAAGAGGCUGAGCACUUUGCUGAAGAAGAUAAACUUCAAAGGGAUAGAAUCAAGGCAAAAAAUAAGCUUGAAAAUUAUAUUUACACCAUCAAGGAUGCAAUUAAGAAAACUAAUGAUUGGUUUGAUGAUUUUUCAAAUUCUGCUACUAAAGAAGACUUUGAAGAAAAAUUAAAGGAACUAGAAACUGUUAUAAAUCCAAUCAUUAGUAAAUUGUAUUCGGGUGGAGCAUCAACAACUGGUGAUGAUGAUGAAUUACCAACACACGAAGAUUUAUAA